This is a messenger RNA of Symbiodinium necroappetens, 300 nucleotides long. The record is from the annotation of a GenBank genome assembly. Lineage: Eukaryota; Dinophyceae; Suessiales; Symbiodiniaceae.
AUGUUGCACAGGCCCUUGCUGAGCUUCACAAGACACUUGGAUGCAGACUAUGAGCCAGGAAUUUCUGCGCCGCGGCCCGCCUCAUGUUAUGGAAGGUCCUCACAGCUACGCUGUGCUGUGGGCUGCCUGGGUCUCCGGCACGGAAGGCUUGAGGCUGCUGGACGAGGUCAUUUCUUGGCAAAGCAUUCGUUUGCACCAGUGAGGUGGCCAAAAUCAUUGCAGGAUGCGUAUGCAUCUAAAGAUGCGGUUAUGCAGUGGAGCAUCUGGGAAGAUCAUGGAACUCAGGGCUUUCGCGUUUAG